Xenia sp. Carnegie-2017 is the source of this 2335-nucleotide messenger RNA. RefSeq lists its product as uncharacterized. The record is from RefSeq and is a predicted model, not a curated record. The transcript is spliced from 2 exons. NCBI's taxonomy places the organism in Eukaryota, Metazoa, Cnidaria, Anthozoa, Malacalcyonacea, Xeniidae. The coding region runs from base 296 to 1606 and encodes 436 amino acids.
CAGCUGUUACUAACGUACUAUACGCUAAACAGACAGCGUACAACAUUACAAACGUAAUUACAUAGAUGGUGUUGGCUAAAGUGUUGAUACAGAAACUGAACUAAGUCCGUUCCUGAUUCGACAAUAAAUCCACAAACCUUAUUGCGGAAAAUGAAGAAAUCUGUUGAUCGAUUUAACGUAUGAAUAUCUCAAACGUAAAUGAACUCUUCUCAAAGUCAGCUUGAAAAGGCGAUUCCCUGACGAUUAAUUGAUUUAUGAAACGACAGUGGACAAGAUCGCCAGGAAUGUAGAGGACAUGAACUCCACCAUUCUCCUCAACUAUAUCGGUGACAUUCCCAGGAUGUCGGCUGGUAUGAUGUGUCCAAUUGUUAAGACAGAUUACAGAUGUCAAGCAAACAGAACUCGUUGGUCACGAGUUGGGGAUCAAGCUGUAAAGACAGGGAUACAUCCACCAAUAUUAUCCCAUACAUCCAUCGCGACAUCUACAUUAUCACCAGUUACCGCCUCUGAAUUCCAGUUGUAUAAUCAACAACCGACACGACAAAUCACAAAUUUUAACAAAAAAAACAAAAUACUGUCAAAAGAAAUCACAGUUUCAGAUAAAUGUUGGAAACGUUCGACGGGAUCAGUUGAACUUCAUUUCAACCAUAAACAAACACAUUUUUCAUCAGACAAUAACGAUUUCACAAACUUUGAGACUCCUAACCUUGGAAAAAUUUCUAAAUCUUUCAAAGUUAAAAAAACGCCAUUAUCUUCACUAGAAACUUUGACCGAUUCAACAUUAUAUACAUCACAACAGACUCAAACAAGUGUUAUAAAAUAUCAAGCUAAACAUAAGAAACCAGUUACAACGAGCAAGCGAGCAUGUUUGCUGCCGGCAACUUCCAACCAUGCAAAAAGGCCAAAACGAUGCGAGAAACAAAAAGUGUGCACAAACUAUGGAAAUGAUGAAAUGGAUGUAGCUAGAAUCAUGAUAAGUGAUAUACCGUUUCCUGUUGUCAGUUGCAACUCGACCGUAAUCAUGUAUCAUAACGCUUUAUUGGAUAGUCGAACAACAUCAACGAGUAAGUUCAGUGGCGAAAUAACAACAAAAAGACGAGGGAAAGUAACAGAUCAAAGCAGUGGUGAAACAACCAUGAAAAGAACAGGGACACUAGCAGAUCAAAGCAAUAGUGAAAUAACCAUUAAAAGAACAGGGACACUAGCAGAUCAAAGCAAUAGUGAAAUAACUAUUAAAAGAACAGGGACACUAGCAGAUCAAAGCAAUGGUGAAAUAACCAUUAAAAGAACAGGGACACUAGCAGAUCAAAGCAAUGGUGAAAUAACCAUUAAAAGAACAGAGACACUGGCAGAUCAAAGCAAUAGUGAAAUAACCAUUAAAAGAACAGGGACACUAGCAGAUCAAAGCAAUAGUAAAAUAACCAUUAAAAGAACAGGGACACUAGCAGAUCAAAGCAAUAGUGAAAUAACCAUUAAAAGAACAGGGACACUAGCAGAUCUAAGCAGUGGUGAAAUAACCAUGGAGAGAAGUGAGACACUAGCAGAUCAAAGCAGUGGUGAAAUAACCAUGAAGAGAAGAGACACUAGCAGAUCAAAGCAGUGGUGAAAUAACCAUGAAGAGAAGUGAGACACUAGCAGAUCAAAGCAGUUGUGAAAUAACCAUGAAGAGAAGUGAGACAUUAGCAGAUCAAAGCAAUGGUGAUAUAACCAUGAAGAGAAGUGAGACACUAGCAGAUCAAAGCAGUGGUGAAAUAACCAUGAAGAGAAGAGAGACACUAGCAGAUCAAAGCAGUGGUGAAAUAACCAUGAAGAGAAGUGAGACACUAGCAGAUCAAAGCAGUGGUGAAAUAACCAUGAAGAGAAGAGACACUAGCAGAUCAAAGCAGUUGUGAAAUAACCAUGAAGAGAAGUGAGACAUUAGCAGAUCAAAGCAAUGGUGAUAUAACCAUGAAGAGAAGAAGGACACUAGCAGAUCAAAGCAGUGGUGAAACAACCAUGAAGAGAAGAGGGACACUAGCAGAUCAAAGCAGUGGUGAAAUAACCAUGAAGAGAAGAGAGACACUAGCAGAUCAAAGCAGUGGUGAAAUAACCAUGAAGAGAAGAGAGACACUAGCAGAUCAAAGCAGUUGUGAAAUAACCAUGAAGAGAAGUGAGACAUUAGCAGAUCAAAGCAGUUGUGAAAUAACCAUGAAGAGAAGUGAGACAUUAGCAGAUCAAAGCAAUGGUGAUAUAACCAUGAAGAGAAGUGAGACACUAGCAGAUCAAAGCAGUGGUGAAAUAACCAUGAAGAGAAGAGAGACACUAGCAGAUCAAAGCAGUGGUGAAAUAACCAUGA